Lingula anatina is the source of this 601-nucleotide messenger RNA. Its product is annotated as lactadherin-like. Lineage: Eukaryota; Metazoa; Brachiopoda; Lingulata; Lingulida; Lingulidae. The record is from RefSeq and is a predicted model, not a curated record.
CACGGCCCUGCUCACUCUAGAUUGUACACCAACAUGGACAAUCAUGCAGUUGGAUCCUGGUCAGCUCGCACCAAUGACAACAAACAAUGGCUGCAAUUUGACUUUGGACGUGUAAGAAAACUGACAGCCAUUUUGACCAAGGGAAGAAAUCAGUAUGCUCAGUUUGUCAAAACAUACCAAAUUCACUAUGGCAACAACACUUUGUUGAUGAAGGACUAUAGAGAUGGAACUGGCUCAGUCAAGAUCUUCCAGGGCAAUAUUGACUUGGACAACAUUCACGAAAAUGUUUUGAACCCUCCUGUGUAUGCUCGCUACCUGCGUAUUAAACCUCUCACUUGGUUCAGGCACAUUUCUAUGAGAGCCGACGUGCUGGGGUGUUAGCAAUUUAAAGACAUUACAUUACUUUUAUAAAUGCGCGUGCUCAUAUAAUACCACUUAGUCUUAAAUUUAUGCUGGAAAUGAGAAAGAUAUAUACAUAAUAUGUAGUGCUAUGCAAUGUUAACACUGACACCUUGCCUUAUGCUGGUAAAACUGCAGUGGGGUCAGUUAAAUUUUAUGAGCAUGCUCAGUUAGUGCUUUGUAUGGGCAAUUAGAAGUAUAC